Myxocyprinus asiaticus (Chinese sucker) is the source of this 2781-nucleotide messenger RNA. RefSeq names its product single-stranded DNA-binding protein 2-like. The transcript is spliced from 15 exons. Gene Ontology annotation, biological process: positive regulation of transcription by RNA polymerase II. The record is from RefSeq and is a predicted model, not a curated record. Lineage: Eukaryota; Metazoa; Chordata; Actinopteri; Cypriniformes; Catostomidae. Gene Ontology annotation, molecular function: single-stranded DNA binding; protein binding. The coding region runs from base 847 to 1713 and encodes 288 amino acids. Gene Ontology annotation, cellular component: nucleus.
UAGUAAAAACGGACUUAAAUGUUGAUCUGUUUCUCACCCACACCUAUAUCGCUUCAGACAUUGAUUUAACCACUGGAGUCAUAUGGAUUACUUUUAUGUUUCCUUUAUGUGAAUUUUAGAGUGUAAAAAUGUUGGCACCCAUUCACUUGUAUUGGAACUACAGAGCUGAAAUAUUCUUCUAAAAAUCUUUAUUUGUGUUUUGUGUACACAUCUGGGAUGGCAUGAGGGGAGAAAUUGUGAAAGACAUACUGUGCUCAGUGAUGUCAUACAAUGGAAGUUUAUGGUGACCACCUCUUCAAGCUUCAAAAGGACGCAGAAGUAUAAUUCAGAAGUCUAAUAAAUGAUUCCACGAGACUCAUGGUUGUAAUGAAAGCAUACGAUAAGGUUUGUGAGAAACAAACAGUGACACUGUUGACGGACCUUUGCUCUCCUCUGAGCCUUCACGAGACUGCACGAGACCAACAGUCCAACGCAGCCCGCUGGCGAAAAGAGGCGUUCAGGCGAAAACGCGUUUAUAUAAAAAGAAGAAAAAAAAAAAAAAAAAAAAGAAAAAAAAACAGGUCUGCCAUAGUGAUACUCAAGAACAGAACACAACACAGCUGCACACAAACCAGAGGACCGAACUUAUAAAACAUGUCUGAAAAAUCGUGCACCACCCCCCUGAACUCACUGGACGACAGGCGGCGUGGCUAAAGUCAAUGCAAAAGGUGCUGCGUGAGGCGUGGUCAUUCAGGUUUCUUUGCAUGGACUAAAGAGAGGGCUGCCAUCCACCGUUGCGGUGCUGUCUGAGUCGCUAUGGUGACGACGAGAUUGUUUUGACUGAGGCUGUGAUGGGUUGACAGGUGCAUGUCAGUCGCGGUCUGUGCAAGCAUGUACGCCAAAGGGAAGAGCAGCGUGCCAUCGGACAGUCAAGCCAGAGAAAAGUUAGCGCUCUAUGUGUAUGAAUAUCUGCUACAUGUGGGGGCUCAGAAAUCAGCACAGACCUUCCUUUCAGAGAUCCGAUGGGAGAAGAAUAUUACAUUUGGAGAGCCUCCGGGGUUCUUGAACUCAUGGUGGUGUGUUUUCUGGAAUCUGUACUGUGCUGCUCCUGAGAGGAGAGAAACGUGUGAGCACUCAAGUGAAGCCAAAGUUUUUCACGACUAUAGUGCAGCAGCAGCACAUAGUCCUGUGAUGGGAAGUCCUCCUGGAGAGGGUAUGCCUAUGCCCCCUGGAUUUUUUCAGCAGUUCAUGUCUCCUCGAUACCCAGGUGGGCCUAGAGGUUCUCUCAGAAUACCCAAUCAGGCUUUGGGUUCUGGGAACCAACUCCUCUUACACAUUGAGAGGGAUCCUUCUAGACAACCAGGCCAUUCUCACAUGAGUGGGCACAUGCAGCGAGUGACUCCUCGAGGAAUGGUUCCUGUUGGACCACAGAAUUAUGGCGGUGGGAUGAGACCUCCCCUAAAUGCCCUAGUAGGACCUGGAUUGCCUGGGAUUAGCAUGGGUCCUGCAGAAGGAAGACCAUGGCCAAACCCUUCAAAUACCAAUUCGAUUCCUUAUUCAUCUGCGUCCCCAGGCAGUUAUUCGUUUCCAUUGGGUUCUGGUGCUGACGGUCCAAUGGGCAUCAUGGCAGGCAUGGAGCCUCAUCAUAUGAAUGAUUCAUUAUGUAGGACAAAUAUAACUGCCAAUGCAAAAGAUCUGGUGACAUUGAAAGCCUCCCAAAGCUGUCAUUCAUAACUGGAGUAUUCUCUGCAGUAUUAUCCGAACAUGACAAUGAGUGUGUGAGAAGACAGAGCACAGCAGUGCUAUUACAGAUUAUCACUGUGUUCAUCAAAGAAGCGGAUUAUUCUCUCUAUUGGCUCUUUGGUUUUCUACUCAUUUUAUCUUUGGUGAACUAUUGUGAAUGACUGUGACAUCAUUCUACACCAAAUCUGAACAAACCCAAGCGAGCCUUGAAAUGAGCCAGAAGAAGCCUUGAGGAAGCUUUAUAUUUUUGACAUUACAUGGUUUAUGUGUCCCGUCUCCUGUUUGGAAUCACACCUGGCUGGAAAAAUAUCAAUUUUGGAAUUUCACCACAGCCCAUCUCAAUUUUCUCUUAAGAUGGGUACAGUCCAAAUGAUUUUUAUGUAACUUUUUCUUCAGCUGAUGAUCUGAGAAUUUAUUAUUUAUUUAUUUUUUUAACCUAAUGUCCAUCUGUCAUUGUUUUCUUGAGCUGUGUUUCAAACAUGCAGUAUUCCAAGGAGAGGGCAGUAUCACCAUGCAUCAGUUCCAUAGUGAUGACCUUCUCUUUUAGAUCCAUUAUUACACAAAAAAAAAUCAUGAAACUGUUGAACAGCUUGACAGUAUUGACAGAAAAUCAUGUUUAUUAAUUUGUACUCGUUUUUGAGUGGAUUAAACAUUUAAGUAUUACAUGCGGAGUCCUUCAUCAAGAUUUUUCAUGGCUUUAAUUUAAUGGAUUUAUUUAUUUUAUUCUUAUUUUUUUUUAAUUGAAAUUUAGUUAAGGUCUUUAGCCUCAAGCUCACUGGAUUGUACUAGACUGUUAGUACUGAUAAAACCAUUUUUUGAAGGCUACCAUCAUAGUAAGCUGGGACGCUGUAUUUAAUACAUUCAGUUUAGGCAAACCAAGUUGUAUGGAAUACUUUUAUGCUGUCUUUAAAUGCUUUUUGAGCUUCAAAGUUUUGUGAACCUGUUGACUUGCAUUGUAUGGACCUACAGAGCUAAGAUAUUCUGCAAAAAAUAUUUGUUUGUGUUCAGCAGAAGUAAAAGUCAAACACAUCUGGGAUGGCAUGAGGGUGUGUAAAUGAU